Messenger RNA from Phoenix dactylifera (date palm), 1337 nucleotides. Its product is annotated as annexin Gh1-like. Gene Ontology annotation, molecular function: calcium-dependent phospholipid binding; calcium ion binding; phosphatidylserine binding. NCBI's taxonomy places the organism in Eukaryota, Viridiplantae, Streptophyta, Magnoliopsida, Arecales, Arecaceae. The record is from RefSeq and is a predicted model, not a curated record. Gene Ontology annotation, biological process: response to cold; response to salt stress; response to water deprivation. Gene Ontology annotation, cellular component: plasma membrane; cytoplasm.
CCCCCUACCGCCACCGUAUCGUCUUCCUCGCUUCGAUCCCUUCUCCUUCUUCUCAGAUCCCUCGGUUCUGUUUCCUCGAGAAAAAAUGUCGACCAUCUCGGUUGCCGUCUCCGUUCCAUCCCCCGCCGAGGACUGCGAGCAGCUUCGCAAGGCCUUCCAAGGAUGGGGAACGAACGAGGGGUUGAUCAUCUCGAUCCUGGCCCACCGCUCCGCCGCCCAGCGCCGCCAGAUCCGCGACGCCUACGCCCAGGCCCACAGCGAGGACCUCCUCAAGGCCCUCGACAAGGAGCUCACCCGCGAUUUCGAGAAAGCAGUGCUUCUGUGGAUACUGGAUCCGCCGGAGAGGGACGCCGUGCUGGCCAACGAGGCCUUGAAGAAGUGGUCACCCGGCAACCGGGCGCUGAUUGAGAUCGCCGUGACAAGAACUGCUGACGAGAUGUUCGCCGUUCGGAGGGCGUACCAGGGCCGCUUCAAGAGAUCGCUUGAGGAGGAUGUGGCGGCCCACACCAAUGGGGAUUUCCGGAAGCUUCUUGUGCCACUUGUAAGCUCAUAUCGCUAUGAGGGGCCUGAAGUGAAUGCAUCAUUGGCGAAAUCAGAGGCUAAGAUACUGCAUGAAAAGAUUAAUGAGAAAGCUUAUGGCCAUGAAGAAAUCAUUAGAAUUCUAACAACAAGGAGCAAAGCACAACUGUUUGCGACAUUCAAUGAUUACAACAAUGGGUUUGGUCAUCCAAUCAACAAGGACUUGAAGUCUGAUCCUAAGGAUGAUUUCCUCUUUGCACUGAGGGCCAUCAUGCGUUGCAUCAUUUGCCCUGAAAGAUAUCUUGAGAAGGUUAUCCGGCUUGCCAUCAACAAAAUGGGAACAGAUGAGUGUGCUCUUACUCGAGUCAUAACCACUCGUGCUGAGGUGAAUAUGAAACACAUAAAAGAGAUCUACUACAAGAGAAACAGCGUACGCUUGGAUCAUGCCCUUAAAAAGGAUACCACUGGAGAUUAUGAGGACUUCCUUGUUGCAUUGAUAGGACAGGAUGCCUGAGCUCUCCUGAGGUUCGCUACUUCAGCAUCUUGGUAACUUGGUAUAUCCCAUCGAAGUCGUCCCGUUUUUUUUGUGAGAGAGCGCUAUCUUGGUUUGCCUUUUAGCGUGCGUUGCCAUGUUGCAGGUCUUAUACCAUGCCAAGGUAUAAAAAUAAAGUGUGUCCCUAUGUGCCUAGCAGUAAACUUGAUGCACGCAUUUACUUCUUUUCAGUAUUCUGUUACAUUGCUGGAUGCGGGUUUUCUCCACCAAGAUGUUGAAUAUAUUCAUCCUUUGUGUUUGAGUAAUAAAUGCAUGUUUUCAAUAA